Rhodofomes roseus is the source of this 3102-nucleotide messenger RNA. Its product is annotated as SNF2 family DNA-dependent ATPase. The coding region runs from base 1 to 3102 and encodes 1033 amino acids. The transcript is spliced from 18 exons. The record is from RefSeq and is a predicted model, not a curated record. Gene Ontology annotation, biological process: regulation of transcription by RNA polymerase II; nucleosome organization. Lineage: Eukaryota; Fungi; Basidiomycota; Agaricomycetes; Polyporales; Fomitopsidaceae. Gene Ontology annotation, cellular component: chromatin; nucleus. Gene Ontology annotation, molecular function: ATP hydrolysis activity; histone binding; DNA binding.
AUGAAGAUAGGGUACGUGCCAAGAGUCCAGGUGGCUGCCGAGCGGAAACAAAAGCGGAAGGUGGAAGAGGACAAAUUGACGGUGAAGCGGCAAGCGAUGGACAAAGCAAAGAUUUCCGAUGCUGUCAAGCGUUACUCGUAUCUGCUUGGGCAGACUGAGCUGUUCAAGCAUUUUGUAGAUAUCAAGAAAGCACGCGACCCCGAGUAUGCCGCCAUGUUGGAUGCUCAACCCAAACCGAAGGGCAGAGGCCGUAAGAAGGCAGUAGACAAUAACGCUCGCCAUCGGAAGUCGGAGAAGGAAGAGGACGAAGAACUGCUCAAGGGUGGGGAGAUAGCUGCCGACGGUGAUGACCAGCCCUUCGUGUUUGAGGAGUCUCCCAGCUAUAUCCACGGACAGAUGAGGCCAUACCAGCUCCAAGGCUUGAACUGGAUGGUCUCUCUGCAUCAUAACGGCUUGAACGGUAUCCUCGCAGACGAGAUGGGUCUGGGCAAGACCUUGCAGACCAUCUCUUUCCUAGGCUAUCUCAAGCACUACCGCGAUAUCCGGGGUCCGCAUCUGGUGGUCGUACCGAAAUCGACCCUACAGAACUGGGCACGCGAGUUCCAGAACUGGACACCCGAUGUGAACACAGUGCUGCUCACGGGUUCGAAAGAAGAGCGUGCGGAGAUCAUCGCGAACCGACUUAUACCGCAAGAUUUCGAUGUGCUCAUCACGUCGUACGAGGUCUGUCUCAUUGAGAAGUCGGCGCUGAAGAAAUUCUCGUUCGAGUACAUUGUUAUCGACGAGGCGCAUCGUAUCAAGAACGUGGACUCAAUUCUGUCGCAAAUCGUCCGCUCCUUCCUGUCGCGGGGGCGUCUCCUCAUCACUGGGACACCGCUGCAGAACAAUAUGAAGGAGCUCUUCGCGUUGCUCAACUUCAUCUGUCCGGAGAUUUUCUCUGACUACGCCGACCUUGAGAGCUUCCUGCACAAGGAUGAGGCAGAGGCAGAAGGCCAUGACGAGAAGAGCAAGAAGGUCGUGGAGGCGCUACACAAGAUCUUGCGGCCAUUCCUGCUGCGACGUGUGAAGAGCGACGUAGAAAAGAGCCUGCUGCCUAAGAAAGAGAUCAACAUCUACGUUGGUCUCACAGAGAUGCAACGCAAGUGGUAUCGCUCCGUUUUGGAGAAGGAUAUAGACGCUGUCAAUGGUCUGACGGGCAAGAAGGAAGGCAAGACACGCUUGAUGAACAUUGUCAUGCAGCUACGCAAAGUCACUUGCCACCCUUAUCUGUUCGACGGGGCAGAGCCUGGGCCACCGUACACUACUGCCGAGCAUCUCGUCGAAAACUCCGGCAAGAUGGUUAUCUUGGAUAAGCUGCUGAACUCGAUGAAGGCCAAGGGCUCACGCGCCCUCAUCUUCAGUCAGAUGAGCAGAAUGCUGGAUAUCUUGGAGGAUUACUGCUUGUUCCGCGGGUACAAGUACUGUCGUAUUGACGGUGGUACCGCACACGACGAUCGCAUUGUGGCUAUCGACGAGUACAACAAGCCAGGGAGCGAGAAGUUCAUUUUUCUUCUCACGACGCGUGCCGGAGGUCUUGGUAUCAACCUGACCACCGCCGAUGUCGUGGUUCUCUACGACAGCGACUGGAACCCUCAGGCUGACCUGCAGGCAAUGGACCGUGCCCAUCGUAUUGGCCAGACUAAACAGGUCUACGUCUUCCGCUUCAUCACUGAAGGCAGUGUUGAGGAGCGUAUGCUUGAGCGUGCGGCACAGAAGCUCCGCUUGGACCAGCUGGUCAUUCAGCAAGGUCGGACACAGGCAACUAAAGCCGCCAACAAGGACGAGCUACUGGAAAUGAUCACUCAUGGUGCCGAGCACAUCGUGAACUCCUCGGACGAUCUCAUGGUCAACGACGACAUCGACGCCAUCAUUCAACGCGGUGAAUCACGGACAACAGAGAUGGCCAGCAAGUACGAGGGCCUCACCUUCGAGGAUCUGAGCAACUUCAAGUCCGAGGCUUCGGUGCAACAGUGGGAGGGUGAAGACUUCCGGGCAGGACAGAGGAAAGCGCUGCAGCUCAACCCUCUAUCACUCUCGAAGCGUGAACGGAAGCUCAACUACUCAGUCGAUAGCUACUUCAAGGAUGCCAUGCGCGCCGGCCCGUCCAAGACAGAGAAGGCACCAAAGAUCCCUCGUGCUCCAAAGCAGAUUCAACUUCAGGACUUCCAGUUCUUCCCGCCCCGAUUGGCUGAGCUUCAAGAGCAGGAGCUGGCGGCGCACAAGAGGGCAAACGACAUCCCCGCUACUCUUCGUGAGCCUGCUGGACCUGAAGAUACCCCUGAGAAGCUGGAGGUAGAGCGGCAAGCGGCCCAAGAGUUCAUCGACAACGCCGAACCUCUGGACGAAGAACAGUUGGCAGAGAAGGAGGAAUUGAUCGCUCGAGGCUUUGAAGACUGGAGUAGGCGUGACUUCCAGCAGUUCAUCCGUGCAUUGGAGACAUACGGAUGGACCGAUGACUACGUAUUGUUGGCAACCGAGAUUCAGGACAAAACGCCUGAUGAUGUCGCUGCGUACUACCCCGUCUUCAGGAAGAAGUGGAAGGAGCUUGCCGAGUACCCACGUAUCAAGGCUCGUAUUGAGGAGGGUGAAGCCAAGCGGAACAAGCGAUCAAACCUGGAGGCUCUUCUCUCAAAGAAGAUCGCGUCCGUGCGCUAUCCCAUGCAGGAGCUGGAGCUCAAUUAUCCCACGACCAAGGGCAAAGUCUAUUCGGAAGAGGAAGACCGAUACCUCCUAUGCCGGCUCAACCACUAUGGUAUGCGGGCAGAUGACGUUUACGAGAGAAUGAAGAAGGACAUCACGGAGUUCCCGGUGUUCCGGUUCGACUGGUUCUUCAAGAGCCGUAGUCCGCAGGAGCUGCAGCGCAGAUGCAAUACGUUGUUGGGCAUGAUCGAGAAGGAGGCGGAAGCGAAGCAGGCCGAGGAGCAGAAGACGAAGAACCUGAAGAGCAAGAAGCGGGGUAUCGAGGAUGUGCAGAAGGCGGACGGCGACACGAGAUCGUCAACGCCUGCUAGUACUGCCACCGCUGCGCCCGCGAAGCGUGCGUACAAGAAGCGGAAGACAUGA